Molecule: messenger RNA, 1284 nt
Organism: Maudiozyma saulgeensis
Lineage: Eukaryota; Fungi; Ascomycota; Saccharomycetes; Saccharomycetales; Saccharomycetaceae
Source: the annotation of a GenBank genome assembly
AUGAGUGAAUUGAAAACGUACACUAUUGUAAUUAAACUGGGUUCGUCAUCGCUGGUUGAUGACAAGACCAUGGAACCUAAGUUGUCCAUCAUGUCCCUGAUGGUGGAGACCGUAGUUAAACUGAGGAGACAGGGCCACAGAGUUAUCAUUGUUUCUAGUGGUGGUAUUGCUAUUGGUCUUGGUACUUUACAUCUAGGUAAGAGACCUAAAAAGCUUGCUGCCGUUCAAGCCAUCGCAGCUGUUGGUCAAGGUAGAUUAAUUGGAAGAUGGGAUCUACUCUUUUCACAACUGGGACAAAGAAUUGCCCAAAUAUUGUUGACUAGAACUGAUAUUUUAAAUUGGAAUCAAUUUACUAAUGCUCAAAAUACCAUUAAUGAAUUAUUGGAUAUGGGUGUCGUUCCUAUCGUCAACGAGAACGAUACAUUAUCUAUCAGGGAGAUUAAAUUUGGUGAUAAUGAUACUUUAUCUGCCAUUACAGCUGCUUUAGUCGGUGCUGAUUAUUUAUUUUUAUUGACUGAUGUAGACUGUCUAUAUACUGAUAAUCCAAGAACGAACCCUGAAGCCACUCCAAUCUUAAUGGUUCCAGAUUUGAGUGAAGGUUUACCAGGUGUUAAUACCUCUAGUGGUGGUUCUGAUGUUGGUACCGGUGGUAUGGCUACAAAAUUAGUCGCUGCGGAUCUUGCGACAAAUGCUGGUGUACAUACUAUUGUCAUGAAGAGUGAUGUUCCAUCUAAUAUUAAUAAGGUUGUUGAGGAUUUACAAAGGUUAGAUUUGGAUAGUGAUCUUAAUAAGAAAAAAUAUGCAAAUAUCGACUCUAAAGAACUACAACGUUCUGAAUUAGAAAGAUUAACAAAACAAGAAGUUCCUUUACAUACUACUUUCAUUUCUAAUGAUAACAAGCAUCAUUUAAAGAAUAGAGAAUUCUGGAUCUUACAUGGUCUUGUAACACAAGGUGCUAUUAUUAUCGAUAGAGGAGCUUACAACGCAUUAACUAGAAAGAAUAAAGCUGGGUUAUUACCAGCAGGUAUCAUUGAUGUUGAGGAUUCCUUCCAUGAACUUGAAUGUGUUGAGAUUAAAGUUGGUCAAAGAUUAGCUAACGGAGAACUAGAUACAAGUAUCCCAUUAGAAAAUGUCGGUAGAGCGAGAUGUAAUUAUACAAGUAGUGAAAUUUCUCGUAUUAAAGGUUUACAAAGUCAAGAGAUUGAAAAGGUAUUGGGUUACACAGAAGGUGAAUAUAUUGCACAACGUGAAAACUUAGCAUUCCCACCAAACCAAGCAGAUUAG